Messenger RNA from Rosa rugosa (rugosa rose), 594 nucleotides. Its product is annotated as molybdate transporter 1-like. The record is from RefSeq and is a predicted model, not a curated record. The transcript has a single exon. Gene Ontology annotation, biological process: molybdate ion transport. Gene Ontology annotation, molecular function: molybdate ion transmembrane transporter activity. Lineage: Eukaryota; Viridiplantae; Streptophyta; Magnoliopsida; Rosales; Rosaceae. Bases 1 to 594 code for a protein of 197 amino acids.
AUGGAGGUAGUGAAGAUAUCUAGACAUGCAUGGAAAGAUGGGUUCAUCAAAGGAGCUAUUCCACAGCUGCCUUUAUCAAUACUGAACUCGGUGAUUGCUGUGUGCAAAUUGUCCUCGGAUCUUUUCCCUGAGAGGGACUUCUCUCCCUCUUCGAUUUCAGUGACCGUCGGGUUGAUGAAUGUGGUAGGUUGCUGGUUUGGAGCCAUGCCCAUGUGUCACGGGGCGGGGGGCCUGGCAGGUCAAUACAAAUUUGGGGGCAGGACUGGUGCGUGUGUGGCGCUGCUCGGGGCGGCCAAGUUUGUGUUGGGAUUGGUUUUGGGGACCUCUUUGGUGAGAAUUCUGAGCCAGUUUCCGGUUGGCGUUUUGGGGGUUCUGCUUUUGUUCGCUGGGAUUGAACUGGCAAUGUGUGCUAGAGACAUGAACACCAAGGAGGAAGCCUUUGUGAUGCUUAUUUGCACUGCUGUCUCACUAGUGGGCUCAAGUGCAGCACUAGGGUUUGUGGUUGCGAUGAUUGUGUAUGGCCUUCUUGGGCUAAGAAAAUUCGCCUGCAGGAACGAACCUUUGGAUUCUCUGACGUCUGCGGAGGGUCCAUAG